This is a messenger RNA of Polyodon spathula (Mississippi paddlefish), 2928 nucleotides long. Its product is annotated as interferon regulatory factor 3-like. The record is from RefSeq and is a predicted model, not a curated record. Gene Ontology annotation, cellular component: nucleus. NCBI's taxonomy places the organism in Eukaryota, Metazoa, Chordata, Actinopteri, Acipenseriformes, Polyodontidae. Gene Ontology annotation, biological process: regulation of transcription by RNA polymerase II; immune system process. Gene Ontology annotation, molecular function: RNA polymerase II cis-regulatory region sequence-specific DNA binding; DNA-binding transcription factor activity, RNA polymerase II-specific; protein binding. The transcript is spliced from 9 exons. Bases 100 to 1413 code for a protein of 437 amino acids.
ACUAUAUUAAGAUCCGAUUCGUGUAUAACUUUCUGUGAAAAGUAUUGCUGUUGCUGUGAAUGGUGCUGGAAAGUAUAUUGUUACAAAACACAGACGGAAAUGCAAAGCACUGCUUACCAAAAGCCACAGUUCAGCAAGUGGCUGAUAGAGCAAAUUAACAGUGGACAGUACCCAGGGCUGGAGUGGGUGGACAGAGACUGUUUCCGCAUCCCUUGGAAACACAACUCCAGGAAAGACUGCAAUGAUGAUGACUGUAUGAUAUUCAAGGCUUGGGCUAUAGCCAGUGAGAAAUUUCAUGAAAAUCAAAAUGACAAAGCCAAAUGGAAAACUAACUUCCGCGGUGCCUUAAACAGCCUGAAGAAUUUCAUAAAGAUACAAGACAAGUCAAAAGAGUUGGAUGAUCCACACAAAGUCUACCAGAUUGUAGAAAUGCCAACUAACUCGGUGAGCGCCAUUAAAGAGGAUGAGACUGCACAGCAAUAUGUCAACCCCCAGCCUUCCCCAGCUCCUAUCAUAUACCAGAACCAGCUUAUACCACAGUACCGACAACCCAUGGAUGUGCAGCAAGAAUUGUUGAACAAGCAGCUGCACACACUGAAUAUUGGAAAUCAGUACCCAGACGACUCGCAGUGGGAUCAGCUACCAACCUAUGGCAUGCCAAUUGAGGAGUAUCCCAUUGAGCCUGUACCCUAUGCACAAGAUCAAGUCUCUCAAAAUGCAAUUCCAAAUCAUAUCCCAGAACCGCCAUACAAUGCCGAAAAUGAACCCCUCCUGCCUGAUUUGAAUGAUUUGGAGAUUACCAUCUACUACCGGAAGCAGACAGUGCUGUUCGCACAGCUACGAGGCCCCAAAGUACAGUUCCACUACAACAAGGAGGACCCCUGCCUGGGCCCAGACGGACUUGUGUGCUUCCCUGGGACAGAGCAGCUCAUGGACCACAGGCAGAUUAAGUAUACCCAGAAGCUCCUCAACAGCAUCCAGAGAGGCCUGCUCCUAGAGGUCAAACCGAGGGGCAUCUACGGGACACGGCUGGAUAAAUGCCACGUGUACACAGCCCACAACGUGCCUGUGAUCGAGGAGCCAAGCAAGUUACCCAACAACAGGGAGGUGGAGCUUCUGAGCUUCCAAAAAUAUAUAAAAGAUUUAAUCGAUUUUAAAGAAAACAAGCGCGGUUCUCCAGAUUAUACAAUUUACCUUUGCUUCGGGGAGAAGUUUCCUGACGGGAAACCGAAGGACACAAAAUUAAUCCUAGUGAAGGUCGUCCCCCUAGUCUGCCGAUUUUGGCAUGAAAUGGCUCAGAGAGAGGGGGCGUCCUCCUUACAGAGUGACAACAUCAGCCUGCAGUUAUCCAACAACAGCCUGUAUGAAUUGAUCAAUUCCUACUUGUCUGACCUGGAAAUGUUUUCUGUUUAAAGUCAUAUUGGAAAUUGAAUGGCAAACAAAUGUAAAAAUUCAUUUUUAUUGCUCAGCAGACAGCUCUCUUGUUGCUGUCUCUUCCUUUUUCUCUUGUCCUAUCCCUUACUCUUAUCAGUAAAGCUGCUUUGUAGUAGUGGUGGCCUAGUCUUAUAUAAUAGAGAGUAUACUCUACAGUUCCAUUUAAUGUAACCCUGAACAUUGUAUGGAUUUCAUACAAUAGUUCAUGAUUAAUAAAUAAAAAAAAAUACACGUUAAGUAUAUAUACAUAUUAUGAAAAUAGAAGUUUUGGCAUUGGUGAUAACACUAUCCAAAAUUGUCUCAAGCACAUUGCACUAAAUAUGCAUUUGCACUAUUAUAGAAUUUUAAAUUGAACUGCAGGGCCAGUAUACUUGACCCAUAGCAUAACUAGAAGAAAACAUAAAAGAUUUUAAGUAUUGAUAUAAAAAAUAAUGCAACAGUUUGAACUGCUCUUUUUUAAAAAAAAAAAAAAAAUCAGGGGACAACAGCUUAGCCAGUAGAGUACUUGCACCGGAAGCAAAAGGCUCAGGUUCGAUUCCUGAUUCUGCUGCCACUAUAUCGUGUAACUAUUUCCAGUAGCAUUGUUAGUCUAUUUCCCAAGUACAUACCCUUCUAAAUGGUGCUAUAGUAUGGAAGAAUAGUGGUCAGAACACUAUAGUUUAUUAUUAAACCCAAACUUAGAACCCCUAUUAGCUAAUACCAAACUGGCCGCACUAUAGUGUCAAAGAACUAUUGCCCUCUAACAUCACUCAGCAGUCAAUAGUUAAACUAGUCUGACAUCAUACUGUAGAUUUAAUAAAACAGUUUUCACCUUCUAGUGGAAAGAUCAUUCCCCUUGGGUUGAAAAGGUGACCUUUAGUAAGGUUACGACCUCCAGUUAUUGUCUGUCUGUUGCUUUUUCAACCCUCUGAGUAGUAUUUCACUAUAUAGUAUACUAUAGUAUUUUGUCUUUUAUUAUAUAAAAGUAUAGUGUUUUGACCACUACUAUAAUACUACUGUAUUUUAUAUAGGCAGAUAACCCUGCUAUGUGGUAACUUUAAAAGCUAGAUUUGAAUAAAGCUAGAUUCAGAUUUGCUUAAAUUAGGCAUACUGAAAAAGGGAGCUGGACCUCCCACAGUAUUUAAACAAAUUGUCUUCUUGUGAAGAAUUAAAGGAUAAGCAUUAUUUUGUUACAUGCCCUGAAAAGGGUACUUUUUUUUUACUUGCUCUAAGAAAAGGACACAUUUAAUUCUCAACUUGCUGACCAGACAUAGGGUUAUAAAGUUGUUUUACUGCUAUGCCAACUAUGGGAUUAGCAACCCAUGAAGCAAUUAUUAUAAUUUUUAAUAUAGUAUGAGGAAGAAAAUAUUUUCUACUAAGACUAUCAUAUCUCCUACUAGAAUAAUAGUUUAAAUAUUUUUUUUUUUUACUUUGACAGUCUUAUCUGUGUUUCUUUUCUGCUUUGGUGUAUAAGGCUUUUGUUGUAAUUAUAAAAUAAAGAUUAAUUGCAGGUUA